Messenger RNA from Aspergillus caelatus, 2086 nucleotides. RefSeq lists its product as uncharacterized. Gene Ontology annotation, molecular function: hydrolase activity, acting on carbon-nitrogen (but not peptide) bonds. Lineage: Eukaryota; Fungi; Ascomycota; Eurotiomycetes; Eurotiales; Aspergillaceae. The transcript has a single exon. The record is from RefSeq and is a predicted model, not a curated record. Bases 54 to 1388 code for a protein of 444 amino acids.
CCUACAUCCCUUUCCCCGCAUCAUUUCCUGCCUCCACGAAGAAGAUCGCAAACAUGACCCAAAACACCCAAGUUCCAGGGACUGACAUCAAGCCUUGGUUGCAGCCAACACCGCAGAGCUAUGUCUUUACUAACGCCAAUAUUGUCGACGUUGACGCCGGCACAAUCCUGGAAAACUCAUCUUUGGUGAUCAGCCAAGGCAAGAUUCAGUCAAUCUCACAAGGAGAGAAUCCACCGACCGAUCUACCUGUAAUUGACUGUCAGGGUCGCUAUAUCUGCCCGGGAUUAUUUGAUGCUCACGUUCAUUUGUGCGCUGUCCCAGGAUUCACCGACCUGAGCAAAGCCUUUGGGAAUCCCAACGAUGUGCACCUGCUGCGCCAGCCUUAUACGGCCGCUCAGAUGCUGCAUCGAGGCUUUACUAGCAUUCGCGAUUGUGGUGGAGCCCAACUCGCCUUGAGGGAGGCCAUCGAAGAUGGUGUCUUUCCCGGUCCCCGUAUCUUCCUAUCUGGCCAUGCCCUGUCGCAAUUUGGGGGACACGGCGAUUUACGAAAUUCGCAUGAACACGGUCAAUGCUGUGGCGGAGUCCACAACCAAAACUCGCUCGGACGCAUGUGUAACGGCGUCCCCGAGUGUAUGGCGGCUGUUCGCGAGGAGAUCCGCUGCGGCGCAGAUUUCAUCAAGAUCAUGGGCUCGGGCGGCGUUGCAUCUCCCACCGAUAAGCUGGAGCACCUCCAAUUCACCGAUGCCGAGAUCCAGGCGAUGGUGGAGUGCGCAGCGAAUGCGGGCACCUUUGUCACAGCCCAUGCAUACACGGUCAAGGCAAUCCGGCAUUGCAUUGAUAACGGUGUCCGGGGCAUCGAGCAUGGGAACUUUGUCGAUGAACCGACGGCUCAACUGAUGGCGGAAAAAGGCGUCUACUUGACUCCCACGCUCAUCACCUAUGCUCAGAUGGCCAGUGAUCGUUGGAAGGGCUACCUGUCUCCGGAAUCUCAGACUAAAAAUUCUCAGGUGCUCAAGUCUGGCUUGGGGGCCCUCAAGAUCGCAUCAGAGGCCGGCGUCACAAUGUGUUAUGGCUCGGAUCUCCUGGGCCCGCUGGGUGCUGCUCAAACGCAAGAGUUCCAACUGCGUUCGCAGGUACUCUCGCCUCUUGAGGUUCUGCGUAGUGCGACUGUCAACCCGGCGAGGAUGAUGAGCUGCGGCGACAGUCUCGGCCAAAUCAAAGAGGGCUUUGAGGCAGAUUUGCUCGUAUUAAGCAAGAACCCCUUAGAGAAUGUAACCAUCUUUGAUCAGCCCGACGAGCAUGUUCUAGCUGUUAUGAAAGCGGGGCGUGUUUAUAAGAGCCGAUGGGCGGCGCUCCCCGAGGACGGCGCAACUCCGGUGAGGGUAUAGCUGGAUUAAAGAGGAGAGGUCUUAGAGACGACGAAUAAGGAUCUAAAUUGUACAUAUAUGAAUGAGCUAUGAGGAAAUACCAGCGUGCAUAACGUCAAUAUACUACUUUAGUCGACUAUUACAUUAACACUGUUCUUUAUGGCGAUCUGAAGAAAGGGACUGCAGUAGCUAUGAUUAUCCCAGGACUUGCCUUUUAAAAAUCAUUCAAGCGGGUUCGACAAUCCAGAAACAUCCAGAACUCCAAGGCCUGUUAGCUCCAUCAAAAAUGCUUGCUCGUCAUGUUGAAGCGUAGGAAGGAGUUCAUAGUCAGCACCCUGUGCCUCUGGAUAUGUGUCUGACUCCUGCGUGAGAUUCUGUAUCGAAAAUAAGGUUGGAGAGAACAUCUGCCGCUCUGGAGCAGGCCAUGUCAGCCUCAGACCUGUGGCAUGGUGUGUCGAUGGCCACUGCCCGACUGGCGAGAGUGGUGUCAUAGAUUCAGGCACCACAGAUAACGAAGACGUCCUUUCACUGAAUCCUUGGGCCUGUUCCUGUUGCAUGAGCCAUAAGGCCCAUUGGGAAUAUUCAGAUGUCGAAGAUACGCGACUGUUACCCUGGGAUGUUCUCUCAGCUGCACAUGCUGACCGGCUAACUUUCUCCCGUGCUUCGUUGGUAAUCAACUGAAUUGCUUCAACAAACCGGACGCCCAUUUUGGCCGUCGC